AUGACACAGAAACUGGUUGUUGUCGGAGCUGGGCCGGUAGGCUCCUUGGCGGCCCUGUACGCUGCCGUGCGUGGAUUCGAGGUUGAAGUGUAUGAACUGAGAGCAGAUCUUCGCGAGGCCAAGACUACUCCACUCACUCACUCAAAGUCUAUCAAUCUUGCCCUCUCCGAGCGCGGUAUCCAUUCCCUGCGUAAGACGGGCCUAUUGGACCUUGCCGAUGCAGUACUAGCCGAGACGUACCCCAUGGGUGGCCGUAUGAUCCAUUUGCGAAAAAAUGGAGAACACGUUCGUCAAGCACAAGCAUACGAUGCAAGGGGACGAAGUUUGUUGGCCAUGGACAGAAGUGGUCUGAACAAAACCCUUCUCGAUCAUCUGGAGGCUAUGCCCAAUGUGAAGCUCAUGUUCAACCAUAAACUGGUGGGUGCAGACUUCCGGAAGAAGAUUGCAUGGUUUGAACAUCGCCCCAACUCUCCUGAAGAGCAGGGUGAUGAGUUCGAACUGAGCUUUGACCUCAUGAUUGGUGCAGACGGUGCUCACUCGGCCGUACGAUACCAUCUCAUGAAGUUUGUCCCUAUGUAUUUCCAUCAGGAAUACAUUGACAAGCUCUGGUGUCAGUUUCACGUCCCCGCCGGACCAAAUGGCGACUUCCGAAUACCUCCAGGCUACCUACACAUCUGGCCCCAAGAUGAAUCUAUGUUCAUUGCCCUGCCAAACCUUGACAAGACAUUUACCUCAACGCUCUUCUUGACAAGAGAGGGUUUUGAAGAGCUUGAUGUAUCCGGAAAGGUCGUCGAGUAUUUCAAUGAAAAAUUCCCAGGUGUGGUGCCAGAUCUUAUUACCGAAGACGAUCUACGUCAACAAUACAAGGCGAACGCACAUCUGCCUUUGAUCUCCAUCAAGUGCACACCAUAUCAUUACGGAGAUUCUGGUGUCAUUCUGGGGGAUGCUGCACACGCCAUGGUGCCCUUCUACGGCCAGGGAAUGAAUGCCGGAUUGGAAGAUGUCCGCGUCUUGUUUGAGUUUAUCGACAAGUACCCCAAUGAUCGAUCCAUGGCAUUGAGUGAAUACACCAAACAACGCACCCCAGAUGCGCAAGCUAUAAACGAUCUUGCUCUGGGAAAUUACCGUGAGAUGGCGAGUGAUGUCAAGAAGCCAUUGUAUCUUUUGAGGAAAUGGGUUGAGGAGAAACUAUACAUCUACGUUCCCAGCGCUGGAUGGGCUACCCAAUACUCGAGAGUAACAUUCAGCAACAUGCGAUACUCCGAGGUACAAAAGGCAGCUCAACAUCAAGCGGAGAUACUCAAUAGAGUCGUUGGUAUUGGCAUAGUAUCUAUCCUCGGGUCUGCAUUCUGGUUUGCGAGAUCUGGAGGUGCACACCAAGUCAAGAUGGGUAUCUUGCGGUCGAUAUGCGUGCUCGCACAGAAGCUGCAGAGCUUUACUCGGCGCUAA
Messenger RNA from Bipolaris maydis ATCC 48331, 1449 nucleotides. RefSeq lists its product as uncharacterized. Gene Ontology annotation, cellular component: mitochondrial outer membrane. Gene Ontology annotation, molecular function: kynurenine 3-monooxygenase activity; FAD binding. Gene Ontology annotation, biological process: quinolinate biosynthetic process; L-tryptophan catabolic process. NCBI's taxonomy places the organism in Eukaryota, Fungi, Ascomycota, Dothideomycetes, Pleosporales, Pleosporaceae. The record is from RefSeq and is a predicted model, not a curated record.